GGGCCACGCCUACGCCUGAUAAAUAAUGAAAACAUGUCCUCCCCAUUUGAAAAUAAACUCUGAAGUUAGCGAAACUCAUCAUAGAAUUCUUUAUCACAACACAACGCGCGCUUGUCUAGUUGUGAAAUCUGUUCGCUUGCGUUUAGUUUUCAGUUUUCGACAAUAGUUGAGCGCAGCGAGCGACACAGCGACAGACAAGACAGACGACAGACGACGUACACACAGACACAAAAACACAAACAUAUACAUACACACACGCACAUACGAACGAACAGCUGUGAGCACACUCACACACACCCACACACACAUACAUACGCAUACACUGAAGCGCGACUCACUGAUAAACAGAGUAAAAGCAAACUGCCAAAGCGGCAAAACGGGCAGCAGCAACAACAACAACAAGAGCAAAACGCAACACUGCAAACUGCAAGAAAGAGAUAGAGCGAGCUUUAAGCGCGGCUUAGCGACAGCUGAAGCGACGCGAAAGCGCGGCAUCUGCAAACGGUAAAUGUUAAGCGGCAAACGGUAAACGGCAAGCGGCAAACGGCAAACGGCAAAACGGUAAACAGUGCUUACGUAGUCAGCGUUCUCAACUCAGACCCUCACGUUGCCUUGCGUCGCGUUCACGUUCACGUUCACGUUGCUCGUUGUCUCGGUCAUGCGGUCAACAUCGGUCAUCGGUUAUCGGUUAUCGGCCAGACAAUUACGCACAAAUUAGAGUCAGUGAGGAGAAUUGUUUUAAAAUUGUUAAACGCGCAUUUCGCUUUCUUGUGCUCCUUCUUAUUGUUGUCUCCUCUUUACCGUGCAAUUAUCACACACACAAACACACACACACACACACAUCACACACAAUCGCGCGCGCAUUUGGCGACGGCUUUUUUUGUUGUUGCUUGGAGCCACCAAAAUUCCUAAACAAUUUUUUUCUUGUGCUUUUUUUCUCAGUUUUGUUGCGCGCCGUAGACAAAACUCCACAGCAUCGAAUCCAAAAGAAAUACAACAAAAUAGUAAUGCAAAUGAAAUUCAAUUAAAUCAAGUGCAUAAUCAAAACACAGUGUAUGGAAAAAAUUGUUAUCAAAAUAUAAAAGUUAAUCAAAUCUCAAGCGAGAGCGAGCGAGAGAGCCGAAGGAAAGCUACAUCGAAGCACACAUAACAAAAAUAAAAAAAAGAAAAGCAAAGAAAAGAAAAGAAAAAUACACAUAAAAAAAAGUCUCAAUUGCUCAAUUGCCAAAGAGUCGACGCCUUUUUGGGUACGCAUAGUAUUUGACGUCCUGCAUUGCAGGACAGUCCUUAAAGUUGUCAAAGUAAGUGCUUCAAAAUUUACUCGCCAACGACAUUUGACGCCUCAAGGGCGUUCAAGCUGGAGGAGGAUUUCGUCGGCGGCUGCAUGACAAUGUCGAUGUAUUCGACAACGGAUAAAAUGAAAAUGUCAGCGCCCAGUUGUUUUCCAGGACGCUACAGUCCAUCCUAUCGAAGUUCUGAGCAAAUGCGACGCUGCAUGCCAAAUCCAUCUAGUCGUUUAUUAGAAGAUGCUUCCCUAUUAUGCAAUUCGUGGUCAGCACGUCAGAAUGGUGAUAUUUUUGCGGGUAUCAACGACGGCAUACUCAGUAGAGCGGAAGCUCUCGCCGCCGUCGACAUUCAGAAGCACCAAGCCCAGCAUGUACAUAGCCAAAUGCCCUCCCAAAUCAAGCACGAUGUGAUGUACCAUCAUCACACAAUGAGUGGCCCCCCGCAACGUCCACUACAGAUGCACCAUUCAAUGGAUCAACUGGACAUGCUAGAUCCGACGGGCUCGAUGACAACGUUAGCGCCCAUCUCGGAAUCGCCAUUAACGCCCACACACCAACACCUGCACGGUUCCUAUCACAGUAUGAAUCACAUGAUGAGCCAUCACCAUCCGGGCACGUUAAGUGGCCACACGGCGGGUAAAUAUCAGUUCAACCAGCAGCAACCACAUCCCAACCACUGUGCUGAUUACCAAGCAUUUAAUGCAGGGCACCAUGGGCAUUCAGCGGUACAUCAUCCUGUCAUCACGGCGGCUGUCGCAGCCGCUGGCCUGCAUCCCGACACCGACACCGAUCCGCGAGAGCUGGAAGCGUUUGCGGAACGCUUCAAGCAGCGUCGCAUCAAGCUUGGUGUCACGCAAGCCGAUGUGGGCAAGGCCCUGGCCAAUCUCAAGUUACCUGGCGUCGGUGCACUGUCGCAGAGCACAAUCUGUAGAUUCGAGAGCCUGACGCUGUCGCACAACAACAUGAUCGCACUGAAGCCCAUUCUGCAGGCGUGGCUGGAGGAGGCCGAGGCGCAGGCGAAAAACAAGCGGCGGGAUCCCGAUGCGCCCAGUGUGCUGCCGGCGGGCGAAAAGAAAAGAAAAAGGACUUCCAUUGCGGCACCUGAAAAGCGUUCCCUGGAAGCCUAUUUCGCCGUCCAGCCGAGACCGUCGGGUGAGAAAAUCGCUGCCAUAGCCGAAAAGCUGGAUUUGAAGAAAAACGUGGUACGCGUCUGGUUCUGCAAUCAACGCCAAAAAACAAAAACGUAUGAAAUUUGCCGCACAACAACACUGACAAUCAAAUAAUACAGCCACACAAUUAGGUAUAGUUAGUAGUGUAACACCAUCAAUGACUGGACACGGUUCGGCGGGAUUCGGAUACUGAUAGUCAUUUAUGACGGCAGCGGCAGCGACAGCAACAGCAACAGAAGCAGCAGCAACAGCAGCAGCAACAGCAGCAGCAACAGCAGCAGCAGCGGUGGCAACAGCAACUACAACUAUAACAGCAGCAACAGCAGCGGCAGCAGCAACAUCAUCAGCAGCAGCAGCAACAGCAGCGGAAGCGAUAGCGACAGCGACAGCAGCAACAUCUUCAACAUCAUCUUCUUCUUCUUCUUCUACUUCUUCUUCUUCCACUUCUUCUCUACCCAUUAUGGGCGACUAUUAUCUUUAGUGAUUCGAUUCGGAUUCGGAUUGGGAUUCGGAUUAGCAUUAGGAUUCGAUUCAAUUGGAUGAUGUUUGGCCGGCAACAACCACAACCACAAUAACAACAACAACAACAACCACAGCAACAACAUCAACAACAGCUACAACAAUCUCACUCUACUUCUCAUUUUACAGUCUGGGCAGCCCACAAACACAACUACACUUACACACACAUACACACACACACACAGACACACACACACACAGACACUCGAAACACACACAUGAUAAAAGCUAUAACAAAAUCAUAUAUAAAAAAAAAUAAGCAAAAAACAAAAAAAAAAGAUGAAAACAAAAAAAAACAUGAAGAAGAACUACAAGAAUUUUUUAGGAACGAAUAAUGAAACAAUGGACCAACAUAUCAAAUGCAAUAAUUUAUUCAAUUGUAUAGGAGAAAAAGGUGGGUAACAAAAAUAAUAAAAUACACAUUAAUGCAAAUAUGCGAAAACUACAAGUCAGCAGGAUAGAAUCGAAUACAAUAUGAAUACACUACAUCGAUUGAAAUGCACUAAAGCUUUUACAUUAAACACUUGCAAUUUAUUCAUUUCGAAUCAGUGGACAGGGGGCAGUAGGCAGUGGGGGCGUGAUGAAAAUUCGAAAACCAAGUUUAGCUGUAUAUAAGCUGUAAGUAAGAAAAAUUUCAUAGCUCUAGCUGUUCUAGUCCCUGAGCUUUAGCUGCUUGAACCAACGGACGCACAGACAGACAGACAGACAGACGAAUUUCGCAAUAAAUCUCUCGUUCUCUUUCGGGGAUCAAUUUUGAUCCUGUCGCUGAGGAUUUACUAGCGUUGAACUAUCUCUGAGCCUAACACUUAAGUUAUUUGCCAAUGUCCUUUGAUGUGCCAUACUAAUCAUCAAUUUUGCAAUCACUUUUUUUUAUUUUUCAGAUUUUAAAAUAAAAAAUUAAAAAAAAAACAUACGAAAAAAAACACUUUAAAAUGACGAAUAAAACGAAUGGCAUAAAAAGCCGAGUAGAUUCACAAACACAUUAACACACACACACACACAGAGCCACAUCAACACCAACACAGACAGAGAGAAAUGCGACCAGAAAAACUCCAUGAAAUUGCUUCAAGUGAUCCGAUAAUAAGAAUUGCGCUCUUUAAAAAAAAAGAAAUGAAACUAUAACUAAGCUAAACUGGGUAAACUAACUAAACACACACACACACAUACACACUCAAAAACAAACAGAUACUUGAGAGUUAUAUUAGCCUCUGCAUAUGUAAAUAUAUUCUAGAGUUUGAUUCGAUUGUAAAUACCGCAGCGAUCUCUUAAAAAAAAAAUCCAAAAAAAAACAACAUUUAUAGCGAUGAAAACGGUUUUUGGUAGCUUCAAAAGACAAAAACAACAACAACAACAAAAUGAAGAACAUCAGUAGAUGCAAUAGUUAAAAGUUUAGCCCAACCCUCCGCCUGAUCCAACUGAACCAGCUCCCGAACCAGAACCAGAACCAAAACCAGUAACCCGAACCGGAUCCAAUCCCAGCGGAACCUCACCCAGCAGGAAAUGUUUUGAUGCUUCCUUCAGUGCGUUAUAGUGCUUAGUUUUGUUUAUGUUUUGUAUCCAGUUAGCGACAUACUUAACCUUAGCACACAUACACAUCAUACACACACACACACACACACACACACACACACUCAAGCAGGAGAACAACAAACAAGAACAACAACAAGCUAAAGCGAGUAAUUUUUUUCCUAAUUAUAAGUAAACUAAUGCGAAAAAUGUUAGCAGCAACUGAGGAAAUUGCAACGAAUUUAAACUGUUGCCAAACUAAACUAACGAAAACAACAUAAAAAAUGCAAAUGCAAAUGCGAAUGCAAUAAAAACCAAAAAAAAAAAUAACGAAAA
This is a messenger RNA of Drosophila nasuta, 4816 nucleotides long. It is a transcript of the gene acj6, whose product is annotated as abnormal chemosensory protein 6. Gene Ontology annotation, molecular function: DNA-binding transcription factor activity, RNA polymerase II-specific; RNA polymerase II cis-regulatory region sequence-specific DNA binding. The coding region runs from base 1385 to 2569 and encodes 394 amino acids. NCBI's taxonomy places the organism in Eukaryota, Metazoa, Arthropoda, Insecta, Diptera, Drosophilidae. Gene Ontology annotation, biological process: regulation of transcription by RNA polymerase II. The record is from RefSeq and is a predicted model, not a curated record. The transcript has 6 exons.